GUCAAUAAUUCCUUUCACUGUACAUGUCCGUCGCAUCUCUGCCUGUCCCGCUAAUACACAGACGCACAUGUGCACAUUCCGCAACCACCUCUGGAUCAUCUAUCGAAGUCCGUAGGUAACCAAAAGCCAUUCACUGUCAUCCCCCCAUCCACAGCAAUGUCUUGCCCGGUAAUGUACUCACUGGCAGGCAUGCACAGAAAUGCGACCAGCCCGCUCACCUCCUCAGGCGUGCCAACUCGCCGCAUUGGCGUCCUGUCCAGCACAGCUUUGCGAUAAACGUCAUCCUGCAGCACCUCGUUAGCCAUCGGCGUGCCGAUGUACCACGGCGCGGCACAGUUGACCCUGAUUCGGUGCUUCGCCCACUCACACGCCAGGUUGGCUGUGAACUGCGACAUGGCAGCCUUUGUGAUGGCAUAGGGAACGCCGCUGCGCAUUGCUGAUGUCCUGAUGCCCGACACAGAUCCCACAUUGACAACUGCGGCCCAGCUGCCGUCCUUGGACUGGCUGGCAGAGCGUUGCAGGAGGGGGAAGGCCAGCUGUGUGACGUCCCACAUUGUCCGGAAGUUGGUGUCGAAAACGGCGUCAAACUCGUCCCGCGAGAAGGAGAGGAACGGCUUCCGAAUGUUUCGUCCCACAUUGUUGACGAGGAUGCUGAGAGUGCCUGCAGCCAUGCAGACAGUGUCGAUAUGGACAUUUCUGCGUGUGGCCACUGCCUGCGUACCGUCGAAUUGUCGUGACACGUCCUUGAUGAGUCUUAUCUGGUCCUCCACGACAGUGAGAUCAGCUACGGACCCACUCACAUCAUACCUGCACAUACCCAGGGUGCACUUAUGUAGCAGAUCUGUAUGUUUCAUUCCUCAUACCCCUUUUGUUUCCACUCUUGCAGACAUGUCUUGAGCUCUGCUUCCGUCCUCGCACACGUGUGGACACUCGCACCCAGUGCAGCCAGCUCCUCAACCUGCAAGCAUGGCCAAACGCUCAUCGCACAGAAACAGACAUUCAUGCACUUUCUCUCUUUUGGCAGUGUAGUGUAGUGCAGUGCAGUGCAGUGCAGUGCAGUUCAGUGCAGUGAAUGGCUCACAAUGGCUUUGCCAAUGCCCUUCGUUCCCCCUGUCACGAGGGCACGACGCCCUUUCAGGUGCCACCGAGAUGAGCCAACCGCGCACGACGCAAGCAGCAACAAGAAGGCUCUGUAAGACACACGCAUCUAGAUACGCAUGACCUGCUCUGCCUUUUCG
This is a messenger RNA of Vitrella brassicaformis, 1238 nucleotides long. Lineage: Eukaryota; Vitrellaceae. The record is from the annotation of a GenBank genome assembly.